Helobdella robusta is the source of this 1287-nucleotide messenger RNA. RefSeq lists its product as hypothetical. Lineage: Eukaryota; Metazoa; Annelida; Clitellata; Rhynchobdellida; Glossiphoniidae. Gene Ontology annotation, molecular function: nucleotide binding. The transcript is spliced from 12 exons. The record is from RefSeq and is a predicted model, not a curated record. Bases 1 to 1287 code for a protein of 428 amino acids.
AUGACAUCAACUCCUGUGACAGCAGUUGUGGUUGGAGCUGGUUCCAGGGGGUUUGCUUACUCCAAAUAUGCUUUAGAUAAUCCUGACAAAUUUAAAAUUGUUGGUGUAGCUGAGCCAAGAAAAUUUCAAAGAGAAAAAUUGGCAUCAGAUCAUAACCUUUGUAAAGAGAAAGUGUUUUCAACAUGGGAGGAGGUUGUGAAUGUGCCAAAGUUUGCUGACUGUAUUCUUGUUACAACAAUGGAUCAAAUGCAUAAGGACCCAGCAGUGGCGUUUGCAAAGAAAGGUUAUCAUAUCUACCUGGAGAAGCCCAUGGCGACAACCUAUGCAGAUUGUGCCUGCAUUGUUGAGACGUGCAAACGGAACAACGUCAUGUUGGCGGUCGGUCACGUGCUCAGGUACGAUAGCCACGCCCAGACCAUCAGAGACAUAAUAAGGUCAGGCGAAAUAGGUCAAGUUGUGAAUAUUCAACACUUGGAACCGAUUGGAUUUUGGCAUUUUGCCCAUUCAUUCGUUCGAGGAAACUGGGGAAACAGUGAGAAAAGUACAUUCUUGUUGCUGGCAAAGUGUUGUCAUGAUCUUGAUCUCAUUCAGAUGUGGUUGGGUGAGAAAGAUGAAUGCCUCUCUAUCUCUUCAUUUGGCUCUCUGGUGCAUUUCACUAAAAAAAACCAACCUGAUGGAGCGUCGGAUCGAUGUUUGGAUUGCAAAGUUGAGAGUCAGUGUGCAUAUUCUGCGAAGAAACUUUACUUGGGUCUUCUCGAGAAGGGACACACAGGUUGGCCAGUUAGUGUAGUGGCGGAUGUGCCUGAUGUUGAAAAUGUACUUGAGAGUUUGAGGGUUGGUCCGUAUGGCAGGUGUGUUUAUGCAUGCGACAAUGAUGUCUGCGACAAUGAGGUUGUUAUAAUGAAUUACAAAAGUGGAGCGACAGUUUCACUGACGACGGUUGCAUUCACUGAGGAGGUCUGUUCCCGCCACACCACCAUCUGUGGCACCAAGGGGGAAAUAACGUGUGUCUUCUACCAGCCUGAUAUAAAAGUCUUCAAUUUUCUUACAAAAACUAAAAAAAUGUACAACGUCUGUGAGAAGGGAGUCGUGAAAACAGGACAUUCAGAUUCCGACAUGGAAGCCAUCCGAUGUUUUGUAGAGGCCAUUAAGAAUAAUGAUCCUUCAAAAAUAUUGACCGGCCCAGAGCAGAGUCUGCAGAGUCACUUGCUUUGUUUCGCUGCUGAGAGAGCCCGGGUUGAACAGCGUGUGGUUCAGCUGAAGGAUGAAAACUUCAUCACUUCAUAA